This is a messenger RNA of Puma concolor (puma), 1150 nucleotides long. Lineage: Eukaryota; Metazoa; Chordata; Mammalia; Carnivora; Felidae. The record is from RefSeq and is a predicted model, not a curated record.
AUGAUUGAUGUAUUUACCCCCGGCCCGGGGCGCCCGCAGCUGGCUGGAGCCGGCGGUGACAUCACGAGCCCGAGCGCGAGUCACGUGGCCCGCCCCGCCCCCUCCCGCUCCUCCUCCUCCCGCAGCCUUCGGAGCGCAGGGUCCGGCCGCCGCUACCGCUCGGAGCUCUCGGCAGAGGCGCGGAGCGCGGGCCACGGGCAAGCGGGGGAGCGGGGCAGGCAGCGGUAGCGGCAGCGGCGGGGGAGCCGGCAGCAGCCCCCCGGCGGGCCCCGAGCGACGCGGCCGACGCUCCUGCAAACUUGGGCGCGCACUCGCGCCACGCUGCCACACCUUCUCACAUACGUGGGUAUUUUGUUCAGAUUUCCUAGUUGUCCUCAGAGGGACAUUGGUUUGUAUUACCUGAUUAUCAACGCUGUGGUACUGCUGAUUCUGUUGAGCGCCCUGGCUGACCCAGACCAGUAUCACUUUUCAAGUUCUGAGCUAGGAGGUGACUUUGAGUUCAUGGAUGAUGCCAACAUGUGCAUUGCGAUUGCAAUUUCUCUUCUUAUGAUCCUGAUUUGUGCAAUGGCUACUUACGGAGCAUACAAGCAACGCGCUGCCUGGAUCAUCCCGUUCUUCUGUUACCAGAUCUUUGAUUUCGCCCUCAACACCUUGGUUGCCGUCACUGUGCUUGUGUAUCCGAACUCCAUUCAGGAAUACAUACGACAGCUGCCUCCUAAUUUUCCCUACAGAGAUGAUAUCAUGUCCGUGAAUCCUACCUGCUUGGUCCUUAUUAUUCUUCUGUUUAUCAGCAUUAUCUUGACUUUUAAGGGUUACUUGAUUAGCUGUGUUUGGAACUGCUACCGAUACAUCAAUGGCAGGAACUCCUCUGAUGUCCUGGUUUAUGUUACCAGCAAUGACACUACGGUGCUGUUACCCCCGUACGACGAUGCCACUGUGAAUGGCGCGUCCAAGGAGCCACCACCCCCUUAUGUGUCUGCCUAAGCCUGAAAGUGGGGCAGAGCUGAGCGCAGCGGCUUGAUUUUCAGACGUCAGAGCAAUAGUUCUUUCAUUUCACUUCUGGGUUGAGUUCUCUGAGCUUAUUUGUUGCUGAAACGCUACAGUUUUAAAAUUUAGAUGUUCAGUUGAAUCCCUCUUUAGUUUUAAAGAU